Messenger RNA from Panicum hallii, 2777 nucleotides. Its product is annotated as coleoptile phototropism protein 1. The transcript has 6 exons. Lineage: Eukaryota; Viridiplantae; Streptophyta; Magnoliopsida; Poales; Poaceae. The record is from RefSeq and is a predicted model, not a curated record. Gene Ontology annotation, molecular function: protein binding. The coding region runs from base 451 to 2622 and encodes 723 amino acids.
CUGCUGCUGAUGGCCAUAUCCCAUAUAUAUAUGAGUAGCUCGUCUAGCUCCAACGCCGAGCAAACACCCCAUGUGGUCUCGCCAUAACCUAACCGGCCGCCUUCGUCGAUCCAGCCACCAGCGCCUCCAUCCCCCGGCCCUCUCCUAUCCGUCAGGUCCGGCCCCAACCUAGCUAGCCAGAAACCUGCUAGAAGCUAACCCCGCCAGCUCCGCAUCACUUCUUGCUGUUGCUGCUAGAAACUAACACCAACGUAGCUGCUCGUGUUCGGUCAGAGUCGUCAGUGCCCAGCUGCAAGGACAACAGGAGCAGGACUAGUUCAGUAGUACCUGCUUCAUCAAUCAUCAUCAUCUCCCCGUGCGCAAUAGAAGUGUACAAGCUCAUGACGCAGAUAAUAGUAGUAGCGGAGAGCUGCAAGCUCCGACGUCCAAUCAAGAGGAGGAAGAAGCGAGAUGUGGGAGUCGGAGAGCGAGAGCCACGCCGGCGAGCGGGGGCUCGUCCCCGUCGGCGGCUCAUCGGGCCAGCACGAGGGGCUCAAGAACGACGGCUUCGUUCGCAGAGACCACUCCUGGUAUGUCAACAGCGAUAUUCCCAGCGAUUUGCUUGUCAAAGUGGGAGAUGUCAGCUUCCAUCUUCACAAGUACCCGAUGAUCUCCCGGAGCGGCCGGAUGAGCCGCAUCAUCUACGAGACGGCGGCGUCCGCGGACCCGGACACGGCGGCCGUAGGCCUCGACGACGUCCCCGGCGGCGCGGACUCGUUCGAGCUGGCGGCGCGCUUCUGCUACGGGAUGGCCGUGGACCUGACGGCGGCCAACAUCUCGGGGCUCCGCUGCGCCGCCGAGUACCUGGAGAUGACGGAGGACCUGGAGGAAGGCAACCUCAUCUUCAAGACGGAGGCGUUCCUCAGCUACGUGGUGCUGUCGUCGUGGCGGGACUCCAUCGUGGUGCUCAAGAGCUGCGAGGGCCUCUCGCCCUGGGCCGAGAACCUGCAGAUCGUGCGCCGCUGCAGCGAGUCCAUCGCCUGGAAGGCCUGCGCCAACCCCAGGGGCGUGCGCUGGGCCUACACCGGCACCGGCGCCACCGGCGGUGGCAGGCCGCCCAGGGCUACUGGCCCCGGCGGCGGCGGCGGCACGGCGAGCCCGCGGUGGAACCUCAGCGGCAGCGGCGGCGGGGACUCCAAGGAGUCGAGCCCCAGCCGGCAGGCCGUGCCGCCGGCGGACUGGUGGUUCGAGGACGUGUCCGUGCUCCGGAUCGACCACUUCGUGCGCGUCGUCACCGCCAUCAAGGUCAAAGGCAUGCGGUUCGAUCUCAUCGGCGCGGCGAUCACCCACUACGCGUCCAAAUGGCUGCCGGGCCUCACCAAGGACGGCCCGCACGGCGGCGCCCUCGACGAGCCCUGGGCGCAGGCGUCCCCCGGCGGCGGCCUCCACAUGAUCAUCGCCGGCGGCGGCGGCAAGGACCACAUCGCCGCGAGCGCGCCGGCGCGGGAGCAGCGCAUGGUGGUGGAGAGCCUGAUCAGCAUCAUCCCGCCGCAGCGCGACAGCGUCUCCUGCGGCUUCCUCCUCCGCCUGCUCCGCCUCGCCAUCAUGCUCAAAGCGGCGCCCGCGCUGGUCACGGAGCUGGAGAAGCGCGUGGGCAUGCAGCUCGAGCAGGCCGUGCUGGCCGAUCUCCUCAUCCCGUCCUACGGCCGCGCCGACACCGCCUACGACGUCGACCUCGUGCAGCGCCUCGUCGAGCACUUCCUGGUGCAGGAGCAGACGGAGCUGGCGUCGUCCAGCCCCGGGCGCGGGGAGCCGGCGGCGGCGCCCGAGUACUACGGCGCGAGGACGACCGCGGCGUCCGCGGCGGGGCUGAACGCCAAGGAGCGCGUCGCCAGGCUGCUGGACAGCUACCUCUCUGAGGUCUCCCGCGACCGCAACCUGUCCCUGACCAAGUUCCAGGUGCUGGCCGAGUCGCUCCCGGAGUCGGCGCGCACCUGCGACGACGGGCUCUACCGCGCCGUCGACUCCUACCUCAAGGCGCACCCGACGCUGACGGAGCACGAGCGGAAGCGGCUGUGCCGGGUGAUGGACUGCCAGAAGCUGUCGUUCGACGCGUGCAUGCACGCGGCGCAGAACGAGCGGCUGCCGCUGCGGGUGGUGGUGCAGGUGCUCUUCUCGGAGCAGGUGAAGAUCAGCAACGCGCUCGCUGGCUCCUCCGGCGCCGGCGCCGCGCUGGGCAAGGCGCCGGACGCGGCGCCGCCGACGACGCGGCGGCAGCUGCUGGACGGGACGCCGCAGUCGUUCCAGGACGGGUGGGCGGCGGCGAAGAAGGACAUCAACACGCUCAAGUUCGAGCUGGAGAGCAUGAAGGCCAAGUACCUGGAGCUGCAGCACGAGAUGGACGCGCUCCAGAAGCAGGUGGAGCGCGGCGCGCCGUCGCCCGCCGCGGGGUCCAAGGUCGCCGGUGUCGGCGCAGGCGCCGGCAAGAACCAGGGACCCUCGGCGUGGAGCAGCGGGUGGAGGAAGCUGGGCCGGCUGGCCAAGAUGACCGGCGCCGAUGCGGCGGGGCCCGACGGGCACGUGCCGGGGGCGCCCGGCGAGGCGCCGAGGAAGCCGCGGCGGUGGAGGAACUCCAUCUCGUGAGCACACAGCAGCUUCGUAGCGAGCAGAGUAGACGGCGGCCUAGUAACUUGUAGCGGCACCGAUUCCACGCGUCCAUGUAAUAAGCGAAUAAAUCAGGAAGAGCAGGUUGCAACCGAACCGGAUUUUUCUUCCAUGGAGUCUCGAGAUUGUGCCCA